Messenger RNA from Pygocentrus nattereri (red-bellied piranha), 7681 nucleotides. RefSeq names its product forkhead box N2a (gene foxn2a). The transcript has 6 exons. The record is from RefSeq and is a predicted model, not a curated record. Gene Ontology annotation, biological process: regulation of DNA-templated transcription. Gene Ontology annotation, molecular function: cis-regulatory region sequence-specific DNA binding; DNA-binding transcription factor activity. Gene Ontology annotation, cellular component: nucleus. The coding region runs from base 160 to 1428 and encodes 422 amino acids. NCBI's taxonomy places the organism in Eukaryota, Metazoa, Chordata, Actinopteri, Characiformes, Serrasalmidae.
UUGCCACGGCAACGGCGAAAGGGGUUCGGUAGCGUUGCUGCGCGGCAUGAGCCGAGCGCUGCCGAUUACUGACGGAGCGCCCGUACAUCUACAGGCGGACAGCGGGAGCUAACUGCACCGGGAAAGAGAACCGGCUUUCAUGAAUACCUCCUUGGUUUAAUGGGUCCAAUCAUUGGGAUGUCGCCAGAUAAGAAAGCCGAAUCCCCAGGUGCGUUGGAGGAUCGGGUGGGCCUGCGGGGGGGCUGUGGGACAGGCACGCUGCCCGAGGCGGAGUGCGCCUCCAGCCCUCUGGCCACCAGCCUGGACCGCGCACCCAGCACCGACGACGAGGAGCUCACCAACCUCAACUGGCUCCAUGAGAACCUUCUGCAGAACUUCACGCUCGGUGGGCCCGAGGCCCAGACCAGCACCGGCCCGCUCUUCGACAUUGAGGGUGACCGUGCUCGCUUAGCUGCCUCGUCCGGCUCAUCCGCGUCGUCUCAUGCGGGAGACAGGGACUCGCUAAAGUCCAAGCCCCCGUUUUCCUUCUCUCUGCUCAUCUACAUGGCCAUAGAGCAGUCACCCAGCAAGUCUCUGCCCGUGAAGGACAUCUAUGGCUGGAUCCUGGAGCACUUCCCCUACUUCUCGAGUGCUCCCACCGGCUGGAAGAACUCUGUGCGCCACAACCUGUCCCUCAAUAAGUGCUUCCGUAAGGUGGAGAAGAGCCUCGGAAAGGUAAACGGGAAGGGCUCGUUGUGGUGCGUGGACCCUGAGUACAGGCCUAAUCUCAUCCAGGCUCUGAAGAAGCAGCACUUUCCUGCACCGCAUGGCUUCUGUACGCCUCCCGCCUCCCCACCUAGUGCCUUCUCGCCUUCCCGUAACCUCUUUCUUCAGGGCUGCUCUCUCAAAGAAUCUGACAUCGACGCUGCCACUGCUAUGAUGCUCUUAAACUCCGCCCCUGGUCACCACGCCGGCCCGUGUGACCCAGAUGGCCCCAUGGAUCUGUCUCGGCCCGACUCGGUCCUGGUGAGCAGCGACCCCAAGCAGGACCACAACUACAGCAGCUCCUCCUUUCAUUGCUGCUCCUCUCGUUCUUCCUCCUCCUCCUCCUCCUCCUCUUCUUCCUCUCCCUCGCUCUCCUCUCUAGAAGAGGGUGCCGGUGGCGGUGGUGACUCAGCUCAGGUCCGGCGGGCAGGCAGUGAGGGCUUCCACAGCGACGAGGACUCGGAGGAAGAGCAUAGCCCUCGGCGACCCAUGCCGAGUCCCCGCCGCCCGACCGCCCCUCCCUGCAAGAGGGCGCGGUGUGAGGCCAGGCCCGAGCUGGACGAGGAGCUGAAGGAGGCGGCCGGGUCCCUCCUGCACCUGGCCGGCAUCCGCUCCUGCCUGGACCUGUCAAAGCGCGCCGCCGCGACCGCCAAGAGCAAAAAAACAGAAAAGCUUCGGAAAUGAGGCAGACUCUGCGCUCCGCUCACCCAUUCUCCCUACCCCUGGACUGUGUUGCGGUGACCGUGCCUCUUCCUUUUCUCUUUUCCUGAUCAAUGACUCUUCAUUAUUUUUCCCUCUUUUGUAUUGCACCCAUUGUUUUUGGUUUAAGAUAAUCUCCCCCGUCCCUCCAGCUCAUGCUACGGCAAUAGUACCAUUCACGCAGGAGAACUAAGCCAUACGAAGCCUUUUGUGUGAGGACAGACACGCGAGAUUUUCAUACCUGUCCUAAAAGUAGGUGUGUGUUCCCAGGAAGUCAAACAUGGCGCUCCUUCCUGAAAGUCAAGGAUCAAGCUUCUCCGAAUGGAAGGGUUUUCUUUUCUUUUUUUUUUCUUCAGUGUAACUUCUUUGCAUGCUUCCUUUUCAAAUCAGUGUCCUCCUUUUUCCAAGUGAACCUGUGGUGUUGAUAGAGAGAAUGAGUGCAUGUCUAAAACAUACAUGGAACUAACCACUCCUUUGUCUUACUUUUGAAUUACUAAGCACUAGAAGAAAAGGAAAAACUCCAAAAACAUUUUUUAGUAGACCUCAGCCCAAGUGUCCUCUGUCUUCUUCUGUCCUACAAAGAGAGAUGCAAUAAUUAUCUUAAGACUUCAUUCCUGUUGGCGCUGUUCAAUUUCGUCGUUCAGAUCCGAGGAUGUUCUGCUUUGGUUCCUAUGCCAGUGUGCCAGUGUUUUAGGAAUCAGUGCUGUAAAUCGAUGGUGGCUUUUUUGAGAUUCCUUCUUGGCUUUAAAGCUCGUCUCUGAUCAGUUUUUCUUCAUCUUAGACAUCAAGAAGACAUUGAAGUAGACAUGGAGUUCCAGUUAAAAUUGGGAAACUGGUUUAAUAUAGAGCUUGUUACCUUAAAGGGGAAUUCCGCCCCAAAAAUGAAAGAUUUCUGCAUCGAGAUGUAAACUAGGUUGUGAUGAGAGGAACCAGGGGUCGCCAUUACUACAGCACAAAUAUAGACUUUUUAUUUGCCAUCCAGAACCACCAGAGAACCUACAUGUGUCUUCUGAGUUUAUAUGGAAUGUUGAUGAUGGAAAAUAGUGGAAAAUCUGGAAUAAUAAGUUUUCUUUGGGGACUAUUUUGCCUCAUAUCGCCCUGCAUGUAUCACCCAACCAUUUAAAAAUCCGUUUUACACUCAGAAUCAGAAUGAAAACUACUCUAAAACUCUACUACUACUCUUAAAAGUGUCUCCCACAUCAGGCAGUGUAUUCAUAACCAUUUCAGGUGGACAUCUGGUUCCUAUCACCACCACUGUGAACAGUUCUGACUCAGUAAGUUUCUCUAGAGCAGAGCAUUUCACACUUUCACACCACUCUGUUUACAUCCUAACCACUUAAUCAUGCAGGAAUUUUGAAAAAUUGUUGGAGUUCCCAUUUUAAAGGGAAGAAUUCCACAUUAUGGUCACGUGAACCUGCCUCUUUCUCUCCCACUGGUGUUUUCUCUGCCUGUUCUUUGUCAGUGUUUUGUGCGCAAACUGAAACUGAUCUCAGCAGCAAUUUCUUUUUCCUGUCUGUUUACAACCUAUGCAAAAAACGGCAGCCGUGGUAGCUCUGUUUAAACGUCUGUAUAUAUUUGUGUGAGCGUGUUUGUGUACCGUGCGCAUGACUGCACGUCCCAACCCUCGGAUCUCUUGCAUCCGAAUCCAGUUGAGCUUCGGAUUAUUGACGUUUGUGAGGCAGAAAGAAAGCAGAUCAGACGCAUGAUCUCCUCCCUUAGGCACAGUAGAGUUCUGUUAUCAGAGACAAAUCCAUAUUGAUUUUUUAGGGGGUCCUGUUUGUAGCGCUUAUCAUUGUUUCUGUCUCUCGCUGUAAGCGUAGAGGUGGGCAAUAUGAUGAUAUUUAUCAUUAUCAAGUAUAAUGUGGACAUCAUCAGUACUUGAUGAUGGGUGUUAACGAGAGCAUAAUUAGUCCUGUUUAAUUGGACUUGGGGCAAAACUUUGAAUAUCAUUAAUUAUACGUGGCACUACUGGUUCAAUAUAAGGCUUCCAAUCAAAACAGAGCUCAUUUGCAUGUGUCAAUUUUAAAACCCCAGUAGCAAAACAGCCUGUUUAAUCAUUGGUAAUCAUUUGGUACACUGGAUUUAGUGCAGCGCUGAAUGUGAAAUCCUUGUUUUUCGUAGUUUCUUUACUUUUUUUUGGCACUUCGAUUUCUUUUUCAUCUUUUCCAACUUUUCAAACCUCUUCUGAAAAUGUAUUGAAGUAUCAUAUGAUAUUGCAUUUUGCCAUGUUGCCUAUCUCUAUUUAAGGGUGCAUCAACGCCUAAAAGAGGAGCCAGUUUGAUGAUGGUUGUUGUUUAGUUUUCUCUGUUGUCUGUGAUUCAGCUCAGCUGAAACGUAAACAUUAUUGGGGCAGGAUUACAUGUUAAGGUGGGGUAAUGUAAUCAUUACUGAUAUGUCACAGUGAGUUUAGUUGUUUAAAUUCGCCAUGUCAGUCAUGCUUGUGCCUCAGUAAAGAUUAACCUCGAAACAAACCAUAAAAGUUUUCAUCAGAUUAUAGUAAUCAGAUUAUAGUAAUACCAUGCUUAUAAAAUGAACUGUAGACCCUAAACUAACCCUAUAUAAUUUAACGCUAAAUUAUAUUAAUCCCACACUAUAAAACAAACCUUAGAAAUAAUCCCAGGAUUUAUUGAUCCCUUGCUAUACAAUUGCCUGUAGUAAUAACCUCAGAUUUAAUUAACCCAGUGGUAUAAAUUAACCGUAGAAAUAACACCAGGUUAUGUUAAUCCCAUGCUAUAAAUUGAACCUUAGAAAUGCUUAUAUUAAUCCUGUGAUAUAAAACAACCUGUAUAAAUAACCCUAGGUUACAACCCAGUCCUGUGCUGUAAAGUGAACCACAGAAAUAUAUCCAGAUUAUAUUGACCCCAGGCUCUAAAUUAACCAUAGAGAUAACACCAGAUUGUAUUAAUCCCACGCUAUAAAAUUAAUCUUAGAAGUAAUCUAAAGAAGUAAUAAAACAAACAGCAGAAAUAUUCCCUGGUUAUAUUAAACUUGUGCUUUAAAUUAAAUGUAGGAAUAAUACCAAAUUAUGUUAAUCCCAAACUGUAAAACAAACCAUUGAAAUAAUUGGUUUAUAUAAAAUAGAGAUUGGAUUAAUCCAGUGCUGUAAAGCAAACCUUAGAAUUACUCCCAGGUUAUGUUAAUCCCAUGCUAUAAAUUAAAAAUAGAAGUAAUACCAGGUUUUAUUAAGCCCAUGCUGUAAAACAAACCAUUGAAAUAAUCCCAGAUUAUAUUAUCCGGUACUGCAGAUCAAACCUUAGAAAUAAUCCCAAAUUAUAUUAAUCCCAUGCUAUAAAUUAAAAAUAGAAAUAACAUCAAGUCAGAUUAAUCCCAUGAUAUAAAACAAACCAUUGAAAUAAUUCAAGAUUAUAUUAAUCCAGUGCUGUAAAGCAAACCUUAGAAAUACUCCCAGGUUAUAUUAAUCCCAUGCUAUAAAUUAAAAAUAGAAAUAAUACCAGGUUUUAUUAAUGGUUACCCCACGUUACCCCACUUUACCAUAUAAAAAGAAGUCCUGCCAGGAAGAUAACGCAGAGGGGGCUCAGUGUCUGGGUGUGAGGUCAUAUUUUACUGAUCCGUUGCUGCAGUAAUUGUAAAGCCUGAGGCCAGCUUGAUUGAAAUGCAUGACCUGUGCCAAAAACGGUUUAAUCACUGCCACAAAUAAAGCCUAUUGAGUUAAUGCUGGAUUCCUCCCAAUAUUGGCAGAAAUGACAGGCUUAUUUUUCCUUGCCAUGAACGUCAGGCUACUUUGAGGCUUCUUCAGCAGCGCAGAGCCCAGUACAAGUGAUAAAAGGUUCUUGUUCCGAGUGUUCUAUCGCUGGUGCCCUGCCUUCUGAUUACUGCCAAGGCCUUUACUGCCCUCUCUGCUCAGUAAGUGUGACAGACAAUGACUGGACGUGAUCUCUUACCGAGAGUGCAUGUCUGGGGACCAGCACUGAAUAAUUUUCACAGUUGCAGUUGUUUUUGAGCGAUGUUAUGCGAGUAUUUUCUAUAAAUUUAUAUUUCUAUAAGUUUUUUAUUAUUUGCUUAAUCUACUGUGCCAGAUUUUGAACAAUGUAGGAUGAUUUUAAAAUUUCAACACUUGCAAUUUAAAAAAUUAAACUUCUUCAAAUUGCAAUAUGACAGCGAUUAAUCGUUCAGCCCUACCUGGUGCUGGACUCUGGUGUUAACAGGGGUCUGGACUGUGGUGUUAACAGGUAUACGCCCCCACUAAACCCCGUCCCCAAACUCCUCUAAUCCUCUUUAAUGUCCAGAGUACAAUCAAUAAAACAAGUAGAACAAGCUAGCUAGUGAAAUGUUAUCAUUAACUAACAGAGCUGUUCUCUGUGGAAGUCCAGAGGCCAUGAGCUGUGGCUGUCGUAUUCUGGAUUCUUAUCUUGAGAGCACAACUUAAUUGCCUCGUGAUCUCAAGAUAACAAAUUUUAUCUUAAGAUCAGAAGAUACUUAAGUGAUGAUCUUAGAAUGUUUGUUAUCUCGAGAUCAUAAUUAAGUCAUGAUCUUGACAUAACUUUGCAAUCUUGAGAUCACAAGAUUAGUUAUCUCAAGAUAAUGAUUCAGAAAAUUGUAACCACCUCAAGGCCAAUCUGAAAAUGUAAUGUUCAUUUUUUUUUUUACAUAAGUGGAGUGUUUUGGGAGGCUUUUAAGCUACUUACGGUACACCCAUGUGCCAACGCAAGGUUUGUCGAGGAGCUCAGCAGCGCCCCCUACUGUGAGCUCCACCUUUACAAGUUAUUGGAUUGGUUUAGAAAUGUCACCCAUUUGUUCCCACUCUAAUAAGACUAUGCUCUCCCACAUUUAGCCUAGAACAUGUGAGUUGCUUCCAGGCAUCCUCCUUACGAGAUGAGAUCAUGCGAGACUGUUAAAAUCAUGCCAGACUAAAUGUUCACCCCGAUGACUUUAAUGUAAGUUAAUUGUCAUUUAUGUUUUAAUGGACUGCCAACAUGGGCUGAACGAUUUGGGGAAAGUAGCUAAUUGCAAUUUUCUGACUAAUAAUGCAGUAGUUUUCUAUAAAUUGAAGGGGAAUUCGAAUAUAAUUCCCCGAGAUGUAAACUGUGAUUCAGAGUGGUUUGGUGUGAAAUGGUAGAUUGUAGAGACUCUGACUCAUGGCAGUGAAUCUCCAUGAGUCUUCUGAGUUUAUAUGGAAUGUUGACGAUGGGAAAUAAUGGAAAUUCUGGAAUAAUAAGUUCUCUUUGGGGACUAUUUUGCCACAUAGCGCCCUGCAUAUUAUGUAUCACUCUGUUGUCAUAAAACAGUGUCUCAGUCAUCAGGCAUUUCAUGUAGGAACUUUCUGUGAGGGAGCUAUUAGAGGUGGACAUCUGGUUCCUAUCACCACCACUGUGAGCAGUUCUGACUCAGUAAGUUUCUGUGGAACUGACCGUUUCACACCAAACCACUCCGUAUGACUGUUUACAUCUUAGCCACGUAAUCAUGUAGGAAUUUGGAAAAAUGGAUGGAAUUCCUCUUUAAGAUCCAGGCCUUUCCCCCACUUCAGAAGAUCAGCAUAUUGAUUAUAAUGUGUCAGACUGUCACUGUUUACACUGUUAAAUUAGGUUAAAUUUACGCACUUAAAACCUAAGAUAGCAUUAAAUAAUAUUGAAUAUUAUAAAAAUUACAGGUCUUGUGAUUUAAAAAGUGCACUCUUUCGUAUCACGAUUUCGAUAUAGCAAGUUGAUUAAUUGCUCAGCCCUACUGCCUACAGCAUAGGAGGCAGAAGGUAGAUGUUUCUGUUCCUUGUUUUGAAGUGCCAGAUGUUUUGAUGGUGUAUUUUUGAUUCAGAUGUGCGAACAAACGUCCAGAAACAGCCAGAUUUCCUGUGAGGGUCUCUGCGAGGGUCUUCGCUCCUGUUUAGUGAUACGACAGCGUGUUGGCCUGGAGUGCUAAAUAAUGUGACUACACUGAACACACUGCCCCACUCUGUCCUCAGCACUGCGUUGGUGUUGUUUUCCUCUCACAGCUGUGGAAGCGCUCGGAGUUUCCUUCCCUUUUCACCAUGUUUAUAAGCACACGGCUUCACGAUGAUGGCGCUGUGUGGCGUUUUGAUCGGUAUUGCCCUUGUUUCGCUGACUCAAGCUGCCAGCUCAGUAUCAGAUUGUUACUGUCUCUCCUGUCUGUCAGACAGACACCACCCUCCUUGUUUUUGUACGCUAAUCUCUGUUCAGAAAAUGUUUAUAAAGUUUAUUUUCGCCAAAGAUAUGCAAUUGCAUUAUAUAUGGUAUUACUGAAUAAAAUAUGUGCUUGUUUUAAA